Messenger RNA from Pistacia vera, 1482 nucleotides. RefSeq names its product ATP-dependent 6-phosphofructokinase 2-like. The record is from RefSeq and is a predicted model, not a curated record. The transcript is spliced from 2 exons. Lineage: Eukaryota; Viridiplantae; Streptophyta; Magnoliopsida; Sapindales; Anacardiaceae. Bases 76 to 1482 code for a protein of 468 amino acids. Gene Ontology annotation, molecular function: 6-phosphofructokinase activity; ATP binding. Gene Ontology annotation, biological process: glycolytic process; fructose 6-phosphate metabolic process. Gene Ontology annotation, cellular component: cytoplasm.
CUGUCUUCAGCUUCAUUUACAAGCGAAUUAAAACCUCUUUAUGUCUCCUUCCUUGCUUGUUUCACUGUAAAAACCAUGGCUCUUUCACUCCCAGAAGACACCAAUCUCACCACUCACCAACAACCCAGUAAUUUAUCAUUCUCUUCUAUAAACCUUCGAAACAUCUCUCACCUAGCUGAUUACGUUUCUAACCCCAACACUUACACAAACCCACUUGAUCAAAAUAGUUUCUUUCACCCUUCAGAUGGUUUUUACAUAACACAUACAGACAUCAUUCUGCGUCAGAUAGCCCAUGAUCUCUCUGGGACAUUCUCUCCUCCCUCUCCUCCCUUGGCUUAUCUUAGAGCUGGUCCACGUAAGCAGAUCUUCUAUGACCCCAAAACUACCCGGGCUGCCAUUGUUACAUGUGGUGGACUGUGUCCUGGGAUGAACACUGUCAUUAGGGAGCUAGUGGUGGGGCUGUGGGAGCUGUAUGGUGUGAGACAAAUUUAUGGGAUUCAAGCUGGGUACAGAGGAUUUUAUUCCAGGGAGCCUGUGGAGUUGAGUCCUAAGAUGGUGCAUAAAUGGCAUAAGAGAGGUGGCACUGUGCUCGAGACCUCUAGGGGUGGUUUUGAUCUCAAUAAGAUUGUUGAUGCUAUUCAACACCAUGGAUUUAAUCAGGUAUACAUCAUAGGUGGAGAUGGCACCAUGCGUGGAGCUGUAAAGAUUUUUAAUGAAAUCCAACAACGGAAACUGCAUGUUGGAGUUGUUGGAAUUCCAAAAACUGUUGACAACGAUGUAGGAAUUAUUGAUAGAUCAUUUGGGUUCCAGACAGCAGUAGAAAUGGCUCAGCAAGCAAUCAGUGCUGCUCAUGUGGAGGCAGAGAGUGCUGUUAAUGGAAUUGGCCUGGUGAAGCUAAUGGGUCGAAGCACAGGACACAUAGCCCUUCAUGCAACAUUGAGCAGCCGUGAUGUGGAUUGCUGUCUAAUUCCUGAAACUGAAUUUUACAUGGAUGGGAAAGGAGGGCUUUUCGAAUUUCUUGAAAACCGGCUGAAAGAGAAUGGGCAUGCCGUACUGGUUGUAGCAGAGGGAGCAGGGCAGGAUAUGAUACCGAGAACUGAUGCCCAGAAAGAAGAGAGGGAUGAAUCUGGAAACUUGGUUUUCUUAGAUGUUGGUAGCUGGAUGAAGUCAGAGCUAAAGAAGUGGUGGGACAGAGACCACCCAGAUGAGUUGUUUACAGUGAAGUACAUAGAUCCUACAUAUAUGAUACGUGCAGUUCCUGCAAAUGCUACGGAUAACCUGUAUUGUACACUACUAGCACAUUCGUCAAUUCAUGGUGUUAUGGCAGGUUAUACUGGAUUUGUGUGUGGUCCUAUUAAUGGAUACUAUGCAUAUAUUCCAUUGGAAGAGGUGGCACAGGCUAAGCAUGAAGUUGAUACAAGGGACCAUAAAUGGGCAUGGGUGAGGUCUGUGACCAAUCAGCCUGAUUUUGGGAAGAGCUAA